AUGGCGGACCGGGACAUCGAGCUGAACAUUCUGAACUUGAAGGAGGACUCGCUGGCCCACGGCAGCAGCUACAGCAUGAGGGAGCCCGUCUACGACAUCCCCCGCCGCCCGGGCGCCGUGCAGCGAUGGCUUGACACCUUUCGACGGGACCCGACCCAGCGGAUCACGCCUAAGGGCAUCAUCGGCGACGACGGCAUCCCGAUGCACAUGCGCGACCCUCACGGCGGCCACUACUACGACAUCCGCGCCGCCAACAUCCGGACCGCCAACUCGGGCCUGCUGAGGGAGCUCAAGGGCAGGCACUUGCAGAUGAUUGCUAUCGGUGGCUCUAUAGGUACGGGUCUGUUCGUUGCGUCCGGCAAGGCUCUCAAUACCGGCGGCCCUGCGUCGGUUCUAAUCGCAUAUCUUUUCAUCGGUGUCAUGUUGUACUGUACGGUGCAAGCCCUCGGUGAGCUUGCAGUCGUUUUCCCCGUCGCCGGUUCCUUCUCAGCCUACUCAACACGAUUCUUGGACCCGGCUUGGGGGUUUGCUAUGGGUUGGAACUAUGCUCUACAAUGGCUCGUCGUACUGCCGCUGGAGAUCAUUGCUGCCGCGAUAACGAUAGAAUACUGGAACGACUCGCUGGACAAAGCAAUCUUUGUGACCAUCUUUCUUGCAACCAUCAUCACCAUCAACUUAUUCGGCGUCAAAGGCUACGGUGAAGCCGAGUUCGUCUUCGCCAUCAUCAAAGUCACAGCCGUGAUUGGAUUUAUCCUGCUCGGUGUAGUUAUCAACAUUGGAGGCAAGCCUGGAGGCGGCUAUAUUGGCGGGAGUUACUGGCAUGACCCGGGUGCUUUCCACAACGGAUUCAAGGGGUUAUGCAGCGUGUUCGUUACGGCUGCUUUCGCCUUCGCCGGCACAGAACUUGUCGGUCUAGCGGCCGCUGAAACCCAGAACCCUCGCAAGUCACUGCCGACCGCCAUCAAGCAGGUGUUCUGGCGUAUCAGUCUCUUCUACGUCGUGGCGCUAACGCUGGUCGGAGUCCUCGUGCGUUAUGAUGAUACUCGACUGCUAGGGACCUCCUCUUCGGAUUCCAAGGCCAGCCCCUUUGUUGUUGCCAUCCAGGAUGCUGGCAUCGACGUCCUCCCCGGCGUCAUGAACGCCGUCAUUCUCGUGGCGGUGAUGAGCGUGGGCAACUCCGCGGUCUUCGGCUCGAGCCGUACGCUCGCCGCCCUGGCCGACCAGGGCCAGGCACCCAAGAUCUUCGGCUACAUCGACCGCCGGGGCCGUCCGCUGGUGGCGAUAGUGCUCGCCUCCCUGAUCGGCUUCCUCGCCUACCUCUCGGACACGGAGGAGCAGUCGGACGUGAUGGACUGGCUGAUGGCCAUCUCGGGGCUCUCGUCCAUCUUCACGUGGGGCAGCAUCUGCCUGGCGCACAUCCGCUUCCGCAAGGCGUGGCGGCGCAAGGGCCGCAGCCUGCACGAGCUGGCCUUCCGGGCGCAGGCGGGCGUGGCCGGCAGCUGGGUGGGGCUGACGCUCAACGGCAUCGUGCUGGUCGCGCAGUUCUGGGUCGGCGCGUGGCCGCUCGGCUACGCGGACCAGUCCGCGGCCGCCAACGUGCAGAACUUCUUCCUGCAGUACAUGGCGGUCCCCAUCGUCCUGCUCUUCUGGCUCGCCUACAAGCUCUACUACCGCACCAGCAUCGUCCGCGUCGACGACAUGGACAUCGACACCGGCCGCAGGGACUUCAACCUGCCCAUCCUCAUGGCCCAGGAGAUGGAGGAGAAGCGCGCCUGGCCCCGGUGGAAGAAGCUCUAUCGCUUCUUCUGCUGA
Messenger RNA from Phaeoacremonium minimum UCRPA7, 1812 nucleotides. Its product is annotated as putative general amino-acid permease gap1 protein. Gene Ontology annotation, cellular component: membrane. Gene Ontology annotation, molecular function: amino acid transmembrane transporter activity. The transcript has 4 exons. NCBI's taxonomy places the organism in Eukaryota, Fungi, Ascomycota, Sordariomycetes, Togniniales, Togniniaceae. Gene Ontology annotation, biological process: amino acid transmembrane transport. The coding region runs from base 1 to 1812 and encodes 603 amino acids. The record is from RefSeq and is a predicted model, not a curated record.